This is a messenger RNA of Silurus meridionalis, 3821 nucleotides long. It is a transcript of the gene vapb, whose product is annotated as VAMP (vesicle-associated membrane protein)-associated protein B and C. The transcript has 6 exons. NCBI's taxonomy places the organism in Eukaryota, Metazoa, Chordata, Actinopteri, Siluriformes, Siluridae. Bases 222 to 962 code for a protein of 246 amino acids. Gene Ontology annotation, biological process: endoplasmic reticulum membrane organization. Gene Ontology annotation, cellular component: endoplasmic reticulum membrane; plasma membrane. The record is from RefSeq and is a predicted model, not a curated record. Gene Ontology annotation, molecular function: FFAT motif binding.
UCACCGUCAGUGUGACGUCACGGUCUUACGCCGCCUUUCCUACCGCAUCACAUCGUUUUCAGCUGCCCACAGCUCGCGGUUUGCUGUCAUCGCAGGGUGCAGUAUCGUGGUGAAGGGUUUUAAACACACUAAACUGGUCCAGUGCACCGUAGUGGAUCUGCAAGCGUCUUGCCAGAACUGUUUCUAUAUUGAGGUAACGCUUGCGCCCGAAUCACGGGGAUAUGGCCAGGCCAGAGCAGGUCCUGCUUCUAGAGCCUCAACACGAGUUGAAAUUCCGAGGCCCAUUUACAGAUGUGGUUACCUCAUCCCUGAAGCUUGCUAACCCCACAGAUAGAAAUGUGUGCUUUAAAGUGAAGACAACUGCACCACGUCGUUACUGUGUGCGUCCAAACAGUGGAGUGAUUGAAGCUGGAACCUCAGUUAAUGUUUCUGUUAUGCUGCAGCCAUUUGAUUAUGAUCCCAACGAGAAGAGCAAGCACAAGUUUAUGGUACAGUCUUUAAUGGCCCCACCUGAUAUGACUGACAUGGAGGGUUUGUGGAAAGAGGCUAAGCCAGAGGAACUGAUGGACUCUAAACUGCGAUGUGUCUUUGAAAUGCCGACCGAGAAUGAGAAAACGCAUGACAUGGACACCAGUAAGAUGAUUUCAUCUAGUUUUUUAAAAUCGGAUUCAUCCUCGUUGUCCAUGAAGAUGGGGUCUGGAAGUCUGGAUGAUGGAGAGGUAAAGAGGAUAAUGGAGGAGUGCAGAAGACUUCAGGUGGAGGUGCAGCGACUAAGAGAAGAAAACAAACAGAUUAGGCAGGAAGAUGACUGUCUGCGGAUGAGGAAGAACACAGUGAUGGCAGCUCAGCAUUCCACACCUACAUCUGUCACAGUGAAGGAGGAGGGCUUGAGCAUCAGGGUCAUCGCUGUAAUUGUGUUGUUCUUUGUCAUCGGUGUCACUGUAGGGAAGUUGUUCCUGUAAAGUUCAUGGAAAGAUUAGCGACAGCAUGCGUUGUGAAUGAACAAACUUAACUAAACAAAAAGUAUUGGAUGCUGAAUGUCCAGUUGCAAUGCCAUAUCUUAUGGAUAGUGCUGGAUCAUCAAAUUAUAUAAAAUAAAAAUAAGAAAUUUUACCUUAAAUAUUCCACCUUGUGCAAAGAAAAAGUUGGGGAAAUACAUUAAAUAAGCACUGUCCCUGUAUUGACAAAAUGCUGUCAUUCAAACCAUUCACUGAACUAUUUUAGAAACAGUAGUGCUAAAAAAUUCAUACCAAGCUGUUAUCUGAUAUACUGUCAUCCGAACUGCAGAGUUAAAUUAAGGUCAGUUAAAAGUUAUGCCUGUUUGUUUAGACAGAGUGCAGAAAUUGCAAGCUUAUUACACUUACACUAAAAGCUCUUUGAAGAGUUGCAUAUGCAUAUUUUACAUAGACCUUCAAAUGUACAAAUUCUCACGCACACACCUAUGAUCUGUCCAUAAACUCGACUCUUGUAUAUCAAGUUCUUUAUUUAUGUCAGAGAGGAGUAGGGCAUAGGCAUGAUGUCAGAAAAAUGCUUCCAGUGUUGCUAUUGUGUUAUGGGCAGAUCAACUUCCCUCUAAUGUUGGUUUCAAUAUUUCUUUAUCUUUUAUUCUUUUAAAAGUGUGGGAUUGUUGAUGCAUAAACUAGAGCAUAAACCUUUUUUUUAUGUUUGUCAUUAUGCUGUUUUUGCUGCCCCCCAUAAAUGGAAUAUAUAGGUUUUUAUUUGUUUAUAUAUUAUAAUGUUUAUACAUUGUCUUAGCGAUGACAGAGCUGUAGUUUCUGAUUUAUUAAAAGAAGUAUGGUUGACUGGAGCUACCUUUGGGGACGCUCAUCAAAAAUAAACUUGUCCUUCGAAAAGUAUGUGCAAUACUUUGCAAACUAAGAAAACCUAUAGGUUUAUACUGUAGCUUUGACAACCACUACCCUACACAGUAAUACCACCUGUAUUAAGCACUGUUCAUGUAUAGUCAGUUCUAUGAAUAUUCGGAGAUUGAUAAAGUUGUCAUUUUGGCUGUUUACCACAGUAGAAAUUAAAUAAUUAAUAAGCACAACACUUUAAUUUAAGGGUAAUUACGUUCAAAUAGAUUAAACAAACCACCAUAUACUGGUGAGGCUUUGCCAGGCCUUCGCCAAAUCUGUCUGUUCUAAUUUUGGGGUUUUUAUUGUACAUCAUUACACUUCUUUGUCUUAGAAAAAGUCUUGGAUUUCUUCGAAAAGUGUUGUGAUGGGUUAUUAUCUACCUACGCUGUAAAGCAGACUUCUGUUUGUUAUUGAAACAUUCGGCUGAAUCAGAGCAUAGAAUAUAACCAAAUAUUAUUCAGAAAUCGUUCUGCUGCAGUUUUAUUAUCAGUAAAAACUAGGGAACGAGUUCUACUGGUAACCAUAUAUGUCCAUGCCAGUAGAUGAGGUGGUAUGCUUCAGAUUAUGACCAGUCCCUUGCUUUCUCUAUAUUUUUCUCCAUAUUUUUUUAUCUUUUUCCAUCAUUUUUGGAACAAAUUGAAAUUCAUCUUGGAACUGAACAGGCUUUUUUUGUAGCUUUUUUUGGUUAAAUCUGAUGGUUUUUCUGUUUUCAGAGCUAAAGACAACCCUGAUACACUUACCUUUUAUGGCCAAAAAUUUUGAGAUACCUGACCAUAAUACUUGUAUACAUGAAUAAGUAUUAUAUAUAUAUAUAUAUAUAUAUAUAUAUAUAUAUAUAUAUAUAUAUAUAUAUAUAUAUAUAUAUAUAUAUAUAUAAACACUUAUAUACAUAAAACAUACACACUUUUCAAACAUUCUAUUCAAUUUAUUCCAUUCUAUUAGACAUGUUUAUGCUUUUUGAACAUUCUAUUCCAUAUUUAGUUCCACACUUUACUGAUGAAAUAACUCGACUUUACAGUAUGUUUUUUUCUCAUUCAGAAUUAUUGAGAUCAGGCAAGAAAGCCUAGGGUGUAGUUGGUUUUUCAGUUAAUCCCAAAUAUGUUCAGUGCGGUUUAGAGAUCUGUAUAACCCAUUUGAGUUCUUCCACUCCAACCAUAGCAAGCCAUGUCUUUUUGUGCUCUUAGAUUUGGACCCUUUCUCUUUAUGUGAAGAAGAAUUGUAAUUGUACAGCGUACAGGGACAUCUGCUUCAGUUGUGUGCUUCCAAAGUCAGGUGUCCACAAACCAUAGGCCUUAUAGUGUCUGAGGGUGUUCUUGGUUUAGCCAAGUUGUGAAGUUUUUUUUUUCCACCAGCAAAAUAAUUCAUGUCUGUGACUAUGCGGAAUUUUGUAUUCAUCAUUAGCCAUCAGUCUGAUGAUUGCUUGGUUGCCUUGUAAUGAUGACUGUUUGGACUUAUAAUGCAAAUGCUAGACUCAAAACCAAUUUUACACUUUUUUAUUCACUCGAGUCUAUUAGAAAUAUUGAGAGAAUAACACCUGGUCAUAGAACAGCUAAGCAACUACUUGUCCCUAAACAAUAACACUAUGAAAUCACUAUUUGAAUGUAAAUACCUUCAAAGUAAAAUGAAACACUGCACUUUGCACUCUUAUUCAUUAUUUAAUUUCAACUCCAUUAUGGUAGACUGCCAAAAGACAAGCAUUUUUGGACCUGAAUGAAGUUUUAAUCCAACGGAUUUUCAGACAAUUGCAUGACUCAUAAUUAAUCUUAUGGCGUGUUUCUGUUGUAUGUUAUACACUGUUUAUUCUGUUGCAUUAGGCUUAAAUGUUGUACUAUUGGAAGACCUUUGAUUUGACCAUUUUCCAUGUGUUUUUUGAGAGAGCCUUUCAUUUAAGCUAUGAAUAAAGCCUUUUAUUGCACAGCACUGUUUCUGUAAAAGAAAUGCACUAUAUAAAGAAUAUUUUCUCAG